Messenger RNA from Fusarium odoratissimum NRRL 54006, 3083 nucleotides. RefSeq lists its product as uncharacterized. The record is from RefSeq and is a predicted model, not a curated record. Lineage: Eukaryota; Fungi; Ascomycota; Sordariomycetes; Hypocreales; Nectriaceae. Gene Ontology annotation, cellular component: mRNA cleavage and polyadenylation specificity factor complex. Bases 1015 to 2562 code for a protein of 515 amino acids. The transcript has 4 exons.
GCAAGGGUCUGUUUCCGUUUCCACGUCCCAUAUUCUUUGCUUUCGCGUCGCCAGUCCAAAGAUUCAGGUCUGAGAUAUACCAACCCUAACAGCGACAACGAACAACGACAGCGUGGAACGAAUCCCGGACGUGUAUUACGACGCCACGGCACGCGCGACUUCCGAUCAUUUGAUGAAGCUGAGCGGUUGAUGCAAAGCAUGCACAGCUACAAAGCUUAGCCUAGUCGCGCGACCACGGUUCAAGAGCCGCAUUGGCAUCUUUAUCUACGAAAACCACUUCAUCGCGCACUCACAGGCAGCUUAUAAGUUUAUUAUUCGCCGACACCUACCGCCGCGACCGAGAAAUCGACCAAUAAAUUAUGGCAGCGAAUCUUUCAGUGUCGGACCAGAUCCGGCAGCUUGAUGAUGCACGAAAGUUGGUUUUGGGAGAUGUCAAAUAUUAUCCCAGUGUUGUCAAGGGAAUACUGCCCAUCAUCGGACCAAGUGCAGCGCUCGAGCUGCGAAGAUGGGGAGCCGAAUUUCUGGCUGAAGCUUUUUCGACGCCCGCUCUACCAAAUGGAGAAAAGGAGACCAUGCAACCUUAUGUUUUACCAACAUUGGAGUCUAUGCUCGAGAAUGAGCGUGAAGAUCCUCAAGUUCUGCGAAGUGUGAUCCAAUGCGUUGCCAGUAUCUAUCCCUUGGCGAUGAGAUGGAUCAUCAACAACGGAUACGACACAAUCACUUGGGAAAGAAUGGUAGCUGUGAAACAAAAGGUUCUAAGGAUAUGGGACAAUGCUAGCCCUACCGUGAGAAUCUGUUGCAUCAAGUUCGCGCAACGUGUAGUUCUGGCACAGACAGCGGCGACGGGUUCUGAGCUACGAGUAUGAGUCAGUGAUCUAGAUAAAUGGGGAUGUCGCUAACGUAUGGAAACAGUAUGGUGGUACUCUAGAUGUCUCGCUGGAUAAAGUCCCCCCAAAUCACCAGUCACUUGAUCCUCGGAACUUGGAGGCUGAAGCGUCCGGACUCCUGGACCGAAUGUUGGCAACUCUGCAGGAGAGCAGUGAUGCUCUGCUCGUAGACGCAACGUUAAACUGCAUGUCUAUCCUCGUGAGGACACGACCAGGAACCUCGAACCGGGUCAUCAAUGCUCUUCUCAACUUCAACCCCCUCAAGCUCGCAAACUCUCCUCUAACCCCCAAGACCCGCGUCAUGAUUAGAUCUAUGGAGAAAACAACUCGAAUGUUGCUCAUCCAUCUUGUGAAGCGAGAUCCCAACAAUCCAAUGACUCCUAGGAUACAGCAGCACGUAGAACGCAUGAUGCGUACCAUGGCAGAAUUUUUUGACGAUUCUGGACGGAAACGCCCCCUCGAGCCAGCACCACAAGACGCCUACGACGCCAAACGACAGCGAUUAUCCCCAGCACAAAUUCAAAUACCACCGCUGGGCCCUGGCCCUCACAGCCUAGCAGACGUUUUCACACUCAUCGACAAUACUGCUCUCAAAAACUUCGAUAUCUCGCAAGUUCCCGCUCCUUUAGUCGCCAGGAUCGCUGUCACCACACUGUCGAGACUUGACCCCCAAGUAUUAUCUAAAGCAGUCGAUGGUAUUCGUGGCCGUCUCGACGCCCUAGCCAAUGCUCCGGCUCCUGAGUUAAAUCCCAACACCGCCCCGUUGGGUGUAGAGGAAGACGAUGAUGACUAUGAGCCUGAUUUCUACCAGGCUGAGGACACAGAACAGAUUCUCAACAAGCUAGAUAGCUCACCCAUGCAUGAUGCACCAGUAUUGGACGAUGGCCUUGCACUGAAGUCAUUCCAUCUUCAUCAGCCUAGCGCUCUAACCCCAGAAACGGCAUUGACAGCAGGCAACGGAACAGUUACCCGGGUAAUUGAGAUGAUGAAGUCACUAGAAGACCCAGCCAAGAAGAGUAAGGCUGGCUUCAGCAGAUUAGCAGCUAGUUCUGGAAAUCGGGAUUCUUGGAUGACAAUACUGGCACGACUAGCAACGCGCUCUGUGGCCGGUCUCGAGGAAACCUCUAUCAAAGAGGAGGGUAGCUCAUCAGCACCCCAGUCUCUCAGCAACAAUAUUCGCGACGUUUUAUAUUCCUAUGUGAUGGAGGACUUCCGAAAGCAUAUUGAUGUGGCGGUCUCAUGGCUCUGUGAAGAGUGGUACAACGACAAACUACAACAGAAAAAAGGCGGCGAUCGACCCUUGUACUACGAAAAGUGCUGCUUGCGUUUGAUUGAUGGAUUUUUGCCAUAUCUGCACCCUCAGGACAAAGUGUUGACACGUUUCUUGAGUGAAAUACCCGAGCUAAACAAGAACCUCCUGUCGCGCGUGAAGCACAUGUGUCGCGACCCCAGCGUUGUUCAGCUAGCUUUGACAAGUCUUCUAUACUUGGUCAUGAUGCGGCCACCUGUCAAAGAGAUUGCACUGGACACAGUGCAAGAUAUCUGGACCGAAUUUGAAGAAUCAAGACCUAUGGCAGGCAAGUAUUUGACCAAAUAUCGGCCAACUUUCAUGGAGUCUGCACGAAAUGCUGCCAGUGAAUCUGGACAGUCUGCAUCGCCUGCUAUUACCGCUUGAAGCGGGCUGCUAGUUUUAGCACCGAAGUCAUAAUGGAUCGCUUAAUGGAAAGUGCAACGAUACGCGAUUGUCACUUUAUCUGGUUGUAUCAAAAGAUGUAAAUCGUUAAGAUGAUGGGUGGAGUUGCUCUAGCCACGAAACCCGGCUAGCAAAGGAAUGGCUUGACGUUACUUUUCAGGCACACUAGUUACAGAAACAGAAGGCCUGGAGUGGACAACUGUCUCAGGAUGACAGAAAAACUAAAUCACGAAAUAAGGCAUUCAACGGCGUUAAAGGGUAGAUACAGGAUUGAAAUACCAGUCGAUGAUGGGGAGGGAACGGCAUUGUCUGUUUGAGUUGACCGUUAUAAAGCUGUAAAACAAUUUAUGAGGCGCGCAUCUAUCGUUACACACAGCCAUGCAUGGUUUUGGGAAGAAAAUACGACGUCUCGAUGGCAGACUUGUCUUGAUUUGUCUAUGGCAAGACAUAGUAAUAUUGUGUCAAGUAUCAUUUUGAGGAUAAAGACCCAGAGCCGCGAACUU